AUGAAACAUAUCUUGGGAGUUACUAACUUAUUGUGUGUCGCUCUUCAAAGAAAGAAUCAAGAUAUUUUGAAUGCAGUUGAGCUAGUUAGAUCAACCAAAGAAGAAUUACAAAGGUAUCGACUUGAAGGUUUUGACUCACUUUUAAAAGAUGUUACAUCCUUUUGUGACAAGUAUGAUAUUGAGAUGAUUAACAUGGAAGAUGAGUAUGUUGACCCGAAAAACAGAAGAACAAAGACCAACAUCACCAAUCGUCAUCAUUUUGUGGUCAAUAAUUUCAAUACGAUUCUCGACAUGCAAAUUCAAGAGCUUGGAAACCGUUUUAACGAGGUAACCACUAACUUGCUUACAUGUAUGAGUUCUUUGAGCCCGCGUGAUAAUUUUAGUUCCUUUAAUAAACUAAAUUUGCUAAAGUUGGCCGAAAUGUAUCCGUAUGAUUUUACCUUUGAUGAAAAAGAUAAGCUUAUCGAUGAACUCGGCCACUACAUUUCUAAUAUGAAAAAAGAAAGUCGGUUUGAUAACCUGAAUGGGGUUAGUGAUCUAGCCAAAAGGAUGGUGGAAACAAGGAAACACAUUGAGUAUCAGUUGGUCUAUCGUUUAAUAAAGUUGUCACUAGUUUUACCGGUUGCAACGACUAGUGUUGAAAGGAGUUUUUCUUCAAUGAAGCUUGUGAAGACAGAAUUACGUAAUAGGAUGGGUGAUGGAUACAUGAACGAUUCUUGCAUUUGUUACAUUGAAAAGGAGUUCUUACAAAAAGUUUCCGUUGAGAGUGUAAUGCAACGUUUUCAAAAGAUGAAAACUCGUCGUCAACAACUUUAG
Molecule: messenger RNA, 816 nt
Organism: Helianthus annuus (common sunflower)
Lineage: Eukaryota; Viridiplantae; Streptophyta; Magnoliopsida; Asterales; Asteraceae
Exons: 1
Coding region: 1-816 (271 amino acids)
Molecular function (GO): protein dimerization activity
Source: RefSeq, a predicted model, not a curated record